UUUAUACACUUUCACCACUAAAAAACAUGUGUUCAGUUCCCCAUGUGCGUGAAGUUACUUAAAUUUAACUAUACUGUAAUAAUUAAGUCAAUGUAGUUCCUGCGAGGACUCUAACUGAAGCAGUUAGAGUUCCUGGAAAGUGUAUUUGAAAAAAAGCACACGUAAAACAGAUGAAAAACGAAUACAGAUCACUUAUAGGAUACCAUGAUCAUUGCGUUUUUCCUUAUGCACUUUCCGCGAACCCUUUCUGGCUCACUCCAAAUAAAAAAAGCCAGAACAAUCUCAAAAUGCUGGUCGAUCUGUCCUCAUCUGCGGAAAUUGAGUGGAAAUCGUUAAACUACUUAUCAUCGUGUAAAAAGUGCUGGAGCUGUCUGACCACGAAUGGUGAUGAUAAGUCCUCUCCCACUAUUUCAAGUCGUGGUGGCGACAAGGUCCUGGAACACGUUUUACGACGGGAACCCACCUUUCGCCACAUUCUCCUCCUCUUGACCACAUGCAAAAAUGAAUUUCACCUCGACAUGGACGACUUUUUCCAAAACUGUUGCGUCCCAUGUGCAGAAAUAUUUCAGGAUUUGGUCCUCCUUCAGGAACAACUUCAAAAAGUGGAUGCAAAGAUUUGUACCUAUUUCGAAAUGUUAAAGGACAAGAGGAAGAACAAAUCGAUGGCGUCGUCAUCACCUGUGUCUAAUUCGUUAAUUGACGUGGAAAUGAGUACCUGGGGAGACUUUUUGUUACAAUAAUAAUACUAAUUUGUUGAAUAUUGAUUAUUUUCAGGGUUUCGAAUGGACACAGGCUGGACAAAAUGAUAAUGAAGACAAAUUAGGUCGAGAUGAUGAUGAUGAGGUGCAACGUGUCGUGUUGGAAGAAGUAGACAUAAAAGAAGAAGAGGAAACUUGUGACAAGGAGGAAUUUAUGCUGGGGCUUAUUAAGUACGCAAUAGAGGAGGAUGAGGACCGUGAUGUCGAGAUGGGGGACGAAUCUGAACCAGAAAUAGAACCAAAUCUCGACUUUGACCCGUUAGAUUUUUCUAAGUACUGUUUAAUUUAACAU
Messenger RNA from Folsomia candida, 1050 nucleotides. RefSeq lists its product as uncharacterized. The transcript has 4 exons. The coding region runs from base 171 to 740 and encodes 189 amino acids. The record is from RefSeq and is a predicted model, not a curated record. Lineage: Eukaryota; Metazoa; Arthropoda; Collembola; Entomobryomorpha; Isotomidae.